Sardina pilchardus (European sardine) is the source of this 911-nucleotide messenger RNA. It is a transcript of the gene mrpl54, whose product is annotated as mitochondrial ribosomal protein L54. The record is from RefSeq and is a predicted model, not a curated record. The transcript has 3 exons. Bases 53 to 466 code for a protein of 137 amino acids. Gene Ontology annotation, cellular component: mitochondrial large ribosomal subunit. Gene Ontology annotation, molecular function: structural constituent of ribosome. NCBI's taxonomy places the organism in Eukaryota, Metazoa, Chordata, Actinopteri, Clupeiformes, Clupeidae.
AGUGUUUGUAUGUCGGCUGGCUGACAACGUUGGACUGUGUCAUGCCGUCGAAAUGGCUAGUAAUACAUUGUGUUGUUUUGCAAAGAAAUUGCCAUUUCUAACAGUCGGGUUUCAUGCAGAAAGGUUUGUGUGUAGUACCUUGUCAGUUUCUCAAACACGAGGAUAUGCGAAGAAAGUUGCUGCCAAAAAGGGCAAAGGGAUGGUUAAGGAAGUCCUGAAGGGCCCAGAGGUGUGUACAGACCCAAUUAGAUUGACCACACAUGCAGUGGGAGUGAAUGUCUUUAAACAGGGCGAGGAUCCUCCAUUGAAGCCACGUGAAGAGUACCCAGAAUGGUUGUUCCAGCUCAACUUGGGCCCCCCAAAAAAGCUCUCAGAAGUCGAUCCAGAGAGUCGUGAAUACUGGAAGAUAUUGAGAAAAGAACACAUGUGGCGCUUCAACAGAUUAAACAAAGGCAAAAAACUGUAGAGAUUGUGACCGUCUUGUUGGCUAGAAAUCAAAGAACUGACUUUUGUCUCCUUUUGAUAUCAUCAACCUCCAGAUAGGAUCCACCCACACAAGUCGCUUACUGUUGAGUUGUACUUUUACCGGAUCCAACAUUCAGCAUGGCCUGAGAGGAAUGUACUUUUUUUUUUUUUUUUACAGAUAUUACUGACAUUUGUUCUGUGUGGUAACUUGCAUAGAAAAACAAAAUUGGAUGUACAUAUCUUGUGUGUUACUAUAUGAAACAAUAUGUAAAGCCUUUUUGUUUUUCAUUCAAAAUAAGAAAUAAAUAUGUUACACACUAAUAGUUGUUGAACUAGAAAUUGUUGAAUGAUUUCGCAUAUUUAUUCAACUGAUUCUAAUGUGUGAUUAUACAUGCAUUUGGUGUUCAGUUAUAAUUUGGUAAAUAAAGCUCAAUCAGUUAACAAUG